Molecule: messenger RNA, 657 nt
Organism: Necator americanus (New World hookworm)
Lineage: Eukaryota; Metazoa; Nematoda; Chromadorea; Rhabditida; Ancylostomatidae
Exons: 6
Coding region: 1-657 (218 amino acids)
Source: RefSeq, a predicted model, not a curated record
AUGCGUUUUGAUGAAGCUAUAGAACAUCGGUUUGUCAAGCUUGAGGCGGCUUACAAAUCGUUCAUCAAGACCUCUGAUGCCUCUGACAGUGGCAGUGCCGCUGUUGUUAUUGUUGUUGCAGCAUUGCUCAAGCGCAAUUACAAGAUGAUGUCAUCUUGGAAGGUCGGUAGGAGUGUUGGAGUGAGGAUUAAUGAACAUAUGGCAGGAAAACGACGAAAAAGCUUGAUAACACCACUAGGAAGACAUAGACAUGAGGCCCACAAUGGAAACGAUUGUGACGUGAAAUGCGUUAUACUAGUUCAUGAAACAGAAAUAUCGGCAAGGAAGACAUACUCGUUCUCGUCUGCGAUGGAUGAAGAGGAUGAAGAUGAUAUUGCUAUAAAGCCGGUGUACAUCCUUGACUUCGGAAUAUCAAGAAAAAUCCUAAACUCAAAAGGUGAACUAAAAGCUCCACGACAGUCAGUCAGAUUCAAGAGUGCAAGGUCAGAAGGAGGCGAUGUCAACAAUCCAUACGACUGGGAACUUGGAGAAGACCCGACGCAAUCAGAAACAGGGUACAAUUUCACAGCUGCCUAUGAAAUGGCAAAUCUAUUCCGCACUUACAAUUAUUUCACUGACUAUGGAAAAGUGUCACCAUUUAUCAUUUGUGCUGCUUAA